UCCGUCCUUUGUCAGCCCUUUCCACCAUGCUCAGUCUGCUGCGCCACUGUACCCCACGCCUUCUCACGCUAAGGACGAUCCAGGGUCUCAACUCACAUUUUUACUCCACUGAAAUGGCUAAACGCGUGGCUGUGGUGCUGGCGGGCUGCGGAGUUUUUGAUGGCAGUGAAAUACACGAGGCCUCGGCUGUUUUGGUACAUCUGAGCAGAGGAGGUGCAAGUGUGAAUAUGUUUGCACCCAACAUUGACCAGAUGCAUGUGAUAAAUCACCUCAAAGGAGAACCAUCACAGGAAACCAGAAAUGUGUUAGAGGAGAGUGCCAGGCUGGCCCGUGGAAACAUCCAGGACCUGUCCAAACUGAGCGUCAAAGAUCACGAUGCCAUCAUUUUCCCAGGUGGUUUUGGUGCAGCCAAGAACCUGUGCACAUGGGCGGUGCAGGGGAAAGACUGCUCUGUGAACUCAGAGGUCCAGGCUGUGCUGCAGGCGUUUCGCACUGAGGGCAAACCAAUUGGCCUCUGCUGUAUUUCACCUGUGCUCGCUGCCAAAGUGUUUCCUGGAUGUGAAGUCACUGUUGGCAUUGAAAAGGAUCAAAAGUAUCCAAACACUGCUGAUACAGCAGCAGCUAUUAACCAGCUGGGAUGCACACAUGUGAAUAAGAGUGUCAGUGAGAGUCAUGUGGAUGAGAAGAACAAGGUGGUCACCACCUGCGCCUUCAUGUGUGACGCGCCUAUUCACGAGGUCUUCGAUGGCAUCGGCUCCAUGGUGAAGGAUGUGCUAAAACUGGCUUGAUUUGUUUUUUGGACUUAUUUGAGCAAGAUUCAUUUGUAAGCACUUAUAUGAUUACAACAGGCAUAAUCAAUCAUCACAGAUCAAAUUAAAACAUGUUUAUUUACAUAAUCAAAUCAGCUACUCUACACCGAUUGUCUCAGUAAUGUAGAUAGAAAAAACAUUGCAUGACAAUAAUGUAAAUAAAUGGUAUUAAGUUA
This is a messenger RNA of Boleophthalmus pectinirostris (great blue-spotted mudskipper), 985 nucleotides long. RefSeq lists its product as uncharacterized. Bases 27 to 788 code for a protein of 253 amino acids. The record is from RefSeq and is a predicted model, not a curated record. Lineage: Eukaryota; Metazoa; Chordata; Actinopteri; Gobiiformes; Gobiidae. The transcript is spliced from 4 exons.